AUGUUUUUACCCACCGUCGCCGCGUCUCCCAAGCUGCUGCUGCGGCGGUGCCUCGGCGUCCUGCAGCGCGUGCUCUGCCUUUUCCUCCAGGUUUACCGCUGGACCAGAGGCGGCAGCGAGGCGCGCGUGGAAGGAAGCCCUGAAGAACGGCUGCGUCAAGGCGCAACGACUCCAACCAGCGUCAACUACCAUUUUACGCGAAAGUGUAAUUAUAAAUGUGGGUUUUGUUUCCACACUGCGAAAACAUCCUUCGUCCUGCCUCUGGAGGAGGCAAAGCGAGGGCUCAAACUUCUGAAGGACUCGGGCAUGGAGAAGAUCAACUUCUCCGGAGGGGAACCUUUCCUGCACGAAAAGGGCGACUUCCUGGGGAAAAUGGUCCAGUACUGCAAACGGGACCUGCAGCUGCCCAGCGUCAGCAUCGUGAGCAACGGGAGCAUGAUCAAGGAAAGCUGGUUCCACAAAUACGGCGACUACCUGGACAUCCUGGCCGUCUCCUGCGACAGCUUCGACGAGGCGACCAAUCAGCUGAUCGGCAGAGCUCAGGGCCGGAAGAGCCACAUAGAAAACCUGUACAAGAUCCGCGGCUGGUGCCAGCAGUAUAAGGUGGCGUUCAAGCUCAACUCGGUCGUCAACACCUUCAACGUCGACGAGGACAUGACGGCGCACGUCACCGAGCUGAACCCGGUGCGCUGGAAGGUGUUCCAGUGCCUGCUGAUCGACGGGGAGAACGCGGGGGAGGCGGCGCUGCGGGAGGCCGAGAGGUUCGUCAUCAGCGAGGAGCGCUUUCAGGGCUUUUUGGACCGACACAGGAACGUCUCCUGCCUCGUUCCCGAGUCCAAUGAGAAGAUGAGGAACUCCUAUCUAAUCCUGGAUGAAUACAUGCGUUUCCUGGACUGUCGGCGUGGAAGGAAGGACCCGUCCAAGUCCAUCCUUGAUGUGGGUGUGAAGCAGGCGAUUUGCUUCAGUGGCUUUGAUGAGAAGAUGUUCCUGAUGAGAGGAGGGAAAUACGUGUGGAGCAAAGCUGACAUGAAGCUGGAGUGGUGACGUCACCAAACCGAAGGAUUUUAUUUAGCUCUGUGAAGUAUUCGCACAGUGUUGGGUUUUGUGUAAAGUAUUGACUCUGACGUGUUUUUUUUUUGCACUUUUCUUUUCAUUUAUUAUAUUCCUAUUUUACCCUGCAUUGUAAAAUUAAUAUUCUAAUAAAGAUAUUAAUUAUUUAUGAAACUAA
Messenger RNA from Betta splendens (Siamese fighting fish), 1228 nucleotides. RefSeq names its product radical S-adenosyl methionine domain containing 2 (gene rsad2). The coding region runs from base 1 to 1044 and encodes 347 amino acids. NCBI's taxonomy places the organism in Eukaryota, Metazoa, Chordata, Actinopteri, Anabantiformes, Osphronemidae. The transcript is spliced from 5 exons. Gene Ontology annotation, cellular component: endoplasmic reticulum membrane; mitochondrion; lipid droplet. Gene Ontology annotation, molecular function: catalytic activity; 4 iron, 4 sulfur cluster binding. Gene Ontology annotation, biological process: positive regulation of immune response; defense response to virus. The record is from RefSeq and is a predicted model, not a curated record.